Saccostrea cuccullata (small rock oyster) is the source of this 923-nucleotide messenger RNA. RefSeq lists its product as uncharacterized. The annotation marks the transcript as partial. NCBI's taxonomy places the organism in Eukaryota, Metazoa, Mollusca, Bivalvia, Ostreida, Ostreidae. The record is from RefSeq and is a predicted model, not a curated record. The transcript has 3 exons.
AGGGUACAUGGUCCUGUUUGCUGUGCAGGAUUUUGGAGGAAUACAAUUACAAAGGUUUGCGAAGCUUGCCCGAUAGGAUAUCUAGGAUUUAAUUGCUCUACAAUAUGUGCUUAUCCGAGCUAUGGAAAGGAUUGCCAAAAAGACUGCAAUUGUGAAGAACAUCUUUGCCAUCAUGGUUAUGGAUGCAUUGCAUCCACAAAAGCAAUCCCUUCAUCAGACGGAUGGGACACGAGUUCAAAAGCAUGGAUUAUUAAAAAUAUUACAGAGGGUCGUUCAACGACUACUGAACCGAGCGUAACCAUUACGUCUUCCACUUACAAUCCAGACAAUUUUUCAGUAAAUACUGAGCUUGUCGUUUACAUUGGGAUCAUUUUAAUUGGACUGUUUGUCUUAUUUUUUGGAUUAUGCGUCGUCACAUAUGUGUAUCAAAAGUGUACUAAAAGAGCAGACAUCAGAAAUGGUCUCGAAAGCAAUAUAAUUGACCAGUUUGUUCAGUAUAAGACUCUAAAUUUUGAACUUGGAGAACAAGAUUUAAUGCUAAAUCAGGAGCAAAGAGGACGAUUAAAAUCAGAUCCGACAUAUUUGUCUCCAGUGUUCGAUGGUGGUACUUCGUACGAGGAAUUUGAAACACGAAAUGAUCCUGUGAGCGAGAACAUGAUCACAGAUAACGAAGAUUUUGAUGAAUCCAUAGAAAUGAUACAGGAAACGAUUCCACAAUCAAACAUGGAGGUUCCAGAAGAUGGCACCGACUUGGCUCCAGAACAUUCCCCGAAACACAUUUAUGUGAAGAUUGUGGAUGAUGACGAAUCGGGAUAUAUAAACAAAAACGAAAAUACUAGUAUUGAAGAUUUCAAUGAUAAGAGACGUAGUCCUGAAGGCAGAGAAUCUGGAUAUGUUAAUUCAUAGAAAGUCAAUUAUAUCAA